Molecule: messenger RNA, 1086 nt
Organism: Tetrapisispora phaffii CBS 4417
Lineage: Eukaryota; Fungi; Ascomycota; Saccharomycetes; Saccharomycetales; Saccharomycetaceae
Gene: IPA1
Product: putative polyadenylation protein
Exons: 1
Coding region: 1-1086 (361 amino acids)
Biological process (GO): protein monoubiquitination; protein autoubiquitination; protein polyubiquitination
Cellular component (GO): cytosol; ubiquitin ligase complex; nucleus
Molecular function (GO): ubiquitin protein ligase activity; cyclin binding; ubiquitin conjugating enzyme binding
Source: RefSeq, a predicted model, not a curated record
AUGACUAAAUGGCUGAUAGAGUAUUUGCCAAGAAUUGGAAAUAUAUCGAUAAUAAUAGAAAGUUCCCAGGGAAAGAAGAUCCAUAUUGAUGCCAUUGAUUUAGAUGGGAUACAUGCUAAGGUAGGUGGCGAACCUAUCAGAAUUCCUUUUGCUGCUAAAGUUACUUUGAUAUAUAAUAAAGAGGAGGAAGAAACGUUAUGUUCCCAAGAAUUUAAUGAAGUUGCACAUUUUAAAUUACAAUAUUCUGACUUGAGUACUAAUAAAAACAGCAUCUCUUUAAUGAAUGAUGAUCUGAAUUGGAAAUGGUCUAAAAAGGAAUUACUUGCUAUGAAAAACUUUUCAUUUGGGUGUAUUGAUUGUGGCAACGUCAUAUUUGAAAGUGAUGAUAACUGCCGUAAACUAAAUAUCAUGCCAUCCGAAUUUUGGGCUGAACUGAUGGAUAAUUGGCAUUGUCAUAAACCUAGUGAGAAUAAUGAUUCAGAAGGGAACAAUUUAAAUGCUUCCUUCCUCAAAUAUAGUCAAUUGAAACCGAAUAACUUCGAGAUUCUAAUCGGAAACUCAUUUUUCAUUUGUAACUCUGCUACUUUGAACUCAAAAGUAAUAAUCGAUUCAAAAUUAAAUAUUGUGGGUUGCAAGAAUUGUAACUCCAUAAUUGGAGAAAUUAAUCAAGAUAAAUUAUGCCAAAUAUUCAAAUGGAAACUGCUGUUAAAUGGGGAAGAUAAAUAUCCCAUAUAUAAGCAUGUUAUAUCUCAAAUUUUAAACAUAGUUGACAGUACGUCAAGUCGACACAUUUUACUACAAAUAGAAGACUCUACAGAGCAAAUAUAUAUUUGGGCUUUUUCUAUAAAUACAAUGGUAGCCGCUACAAAUUAUGUGGAGUGUAAUAAUUCUAUUAAGAUAUUAUAUAAGGACUUUGAAGAUGACGCCGAUCUUAACUUCCAAAUAAAGAACACAAAUGUAGAAAAAAUAAUAACAAAAUUGGAUGCAUUUAAAGCAUUUGUUGAAUAUCUUAGUGAAUCAAACUCUAACCUUCCAUCCACUGUGAAGACUUGGGGCAAGUGGAAAGUAUCAUAUUUACCAAUAUAA